Nerophis ophidion (straightnose pipefish) is the source of this 7337-nucleotide messenger RNA. Its product is annotated as protein unc-13 homolog A-like. The record is from RefSeq and is a predicted model, not a curated record. The coding region runs from base 53 to 4987 and encodes 1644 amino acids. Gene Ontology annotation, molecular function: calcium ion binding; phospholipid binding; calmodulin binding. Gene Ontology annotation, biological process: presynaptic dense core vesicle exocytosis; synaptic vesicle priming; synaptic vesicle maturation. The transcript is spliced from 36 exons. NCBI's taxonomy places the organism in Eukaryota, Metazoa, Chordata, Actinopteri, Syngnathiformes, Syngnathidae. Gene Ontology annotation, cellular component: neuromuscular junction; terminal bouton; presynaptic active zone cytoplasmic component.
UCCAGAAGACGAGGCCAGGUACUGGGCCAAGAAGCUUGAGCAACUCAAUGCUAUGAGAGACCAAGAUUGUGCCUACCAAGAAGAACAGGAGAAGCCGCUCCAUGCGCCGUCCACACAGUGCUGUAAUUGGAGUCUGUGGGGAGAUCAGCAGAACGAGGACCCGGACAGCGCUGUGGACGACAGGGACAGCGACUACCGCAGCGAGACCAGCAAUAGCAUGCCCCCGCCCUUUUACACAACAUCUCAGCCUAAUGCCUCCAUGCAUCAGUAUCCCAUCAGGCAACAGCACUACAACCACUCAUACAAUGACGACAUGGACUAUGACCACAGAGACAUGAGACACAAUGAUAGUUUAGACUCGGCCACCAACGGGCGCAGCGAUAUCGACUCAGGCUCUGGGUCGAGCCGGCGCACCAGUCGCCAAUAUUCUCUAGACAGUAGGCAUUCGCUGUCCGAUAGCCCCACAGACAGUCGCUACGCCUCGUCGGGCGAGCUGAGCCGAGGCAGCUCCCAGCUGAGCGAGGAGUUUGCCCCCGAGGACGGCGAGAGCUUGCGAGGCUCCGAGUUCUACGACGAGAAUGACUCGUACCACUCCUGCCACUCCUCCAUCAGCUACGGCAAGGAGGACUUCCCGGGCUGGGACGGGGAGGACCCGCAGGGGGUGUACAGCGACGAGGGAAGCUACGUCAAAGAUGGAGGCGAAGACCGGGCGAUCUUUGACGAGGAGGGUGAGACGUAUGAGGAGGAAGGGGAGUACAACUACGAAGACGAGGAGGAGAUGCCGUACGAGGGGGACGAGGAUAUGUACCCGGUUGAAGGUGCCGUCCGCGAGGAGCAGGAGCCACCUUACACCCCAGUUAGCACGGCUACCACCAUCCUACCCCCAUCUGAUAGUGUGUCCUCCAGCAGGCCGCCCCUGGAAAAACAAACGUCGUUGCAUCAGCAGCAACUUCCUCCCGAACCCUCCCAACCCUCAAGAACCACUCCGCCCCUCCGACAAGAUGACACCUUGCCCCCUUUCACCUCAGACUCAGCUCUUUUUGCACCCACCCAGCAAGACUUAUUCACCACCACUGCUAGCAUCAACGGCACGUCCACCACCACCAGCACCACCACGAUAUCACAGAUUCCAGGACCUGAUGUCAAGUUCCAAAAGCCUGAGCCAAAGUCCGAGCUGCCCCUGGAGGCACCUGCACCGGUGGAGCAAUUUACAGCUGAGGAGAGCGUCCCACCGGCUGCUGAGGAGAAAGCAGAGGAGCCCCGUGUCCCCAGUUUCCCAAAGAGGGAACUUAUGGAACCUGGUCCUGCGAGAGCCAAAGCCAACUGGCUCCGGUUGUUCAGCAGAGUGCGGCUACAGUUGCAAGAGGCCCGAGGAGAGAGCGUCGGCAUCGCCUCUCUGCUAUUAUCAGCGGGGAUGGGGGGUGCUCUUUACAGCAUCGACAGCAUGCCAGACCUCAGGAAGAGGAAAGCGAUGCCUCUGGUCAGAGAUCUGUCAUUGGUCCAGAGCUCCAGGAAGGCCGGCAUUACCUCAGCCCUAACGUCCAGCACACUGCACAACGAAGAACUGAAGAGUCAUGUCUACAAGAAGACCCUCCAGGCUCUCAUCUAUCCCAUCUCCUGCACGACUCCGCACAAUUUCGAGGUUUGGACGGCCACCACCCCUACCUACUGCUACGAGUGCGAGGGUCUGCUGUGGGGCAUCGCUCGGCAGGGCAUGCGCUGCACAGAGUGCGGGGUCAAAUGCCACGAGAAAUGCCAGGAUCUGCUCAAUGCUGACUGUCUGCAAAGGGCCGCGGAGAAGAGCUCCAAACAUGGCGCGGAGGACCGAACUCAGAACAUCAUCAUGGUCCUCAAAGACCGCAUGAAAAUCCGCGAGAGGAACAAACCGGAGAUCUUUGAGCUCAUUCAGGAGGUCUUCUCUGUCCCCAAGCCAACCCACGGCACGCAGAUGAAGCAGAUCAAACAGAGCGUGCUCGACGGCACAUCCAAGUGGUCGGCCAAGAUUAGCAUCACAGUGUUGUGCGCCCAAGGUUUACAAGCCAAGGAUAAAACUGGUUCUAGUGAUCCCUAUGUCACCGUCCAGGUUGGAAAGACCAAAAAGAGGACCAAAACCAUCUAUGGCAACCUCAACCCUGUCUGGGAGGAGACUUUCAAUUUCGAAUGCCACAAUUCUUCUGACCGCAUCAAGGUGCGCGUGUGGGACGAGGACGACGACAUUAAGUCCAGAGUGAAGCAGAAGUUCAAGCGCGAGUCUGACGACUUCCUGGGGCAAACCAUCAUCGAGGUCCGCACGCUGAGUGGGGAGAUGGACGUGUGGUACAACUUGGACAAGCGCACUGACAAAUCAGCUGUGUCGGGGGCCAUUAGGAUGCACAUCAAUGUAGAGAUCAAGGGCGAGGAGACGGUCGCUCCAUACCACGUUCAAUACACCUGUUUGCAUGAGAACCUUUUCCACUUUGUGACAGACAUCCAGAACACCGGCGUGGUGAAGAUCCCCGAUGCUAAAGGAGACGAUGCGUGGAAAGUAUACUAUGAAGAGACGCCUCAGGAGAUAGUUGACGAGUUUGCGAUGCGUUACGGUGUGGAGUCCAUCUACCAAGCCAUGACUCAUUUUGCCUGCUUGUCGUCUAAGUACAUGUGCCCGGGAGUGCCUGCUGUCAUGAGCACCCUGCUCGCCAACAUCAACGCCUACUACGCUCACACCACCCAGGCUACUAACAACGUCUCUGCCUCAGACCGCUUUGCCGCAUCCAACUUUGGGAAAGAGCGAUUUGUCAAGCUCCUUGAUCAGCUGCACAACUCCCUGCGGAUCGACCUCUCCAUGUACCGAAACAACUUCCCAGCCAGCAGCCCUGAGAGGCUGCAGGACCUCAAGUCUACAGUGGACCUCCUCACCAGUAUCACCUUCUUCAGGAUGAAGGUCCAGGAGCUCCAAUCUCCGCCCAGAGCGAGCCAGGUGGUGAAGGAUUGCGUAAAAGCCUGUCUCAACUCCACUUACGAGUACAUCUUUAACAACUGUCAUGAGCUCUACAGCCGCGAGUAUCAGACAGACCCAGCUAAGCAGGGUGCAGUUCCUCCAGAGGAGCAGGGACCCAGCAUCAAGAACCUGGACUUCUGGUCCAAACUCAUCACCCUUAUUGUCUCCAUCAUUGAGGAAGACAAGAACUCCUAUACACCCUGUCUGAACCAAUUCCCCCAGGAACUCAACGUGGGUAAAAUCAGUGCUGAAGUGAUGUGGAAUCUGUUUGCACAGGACAUGAAAUAUGCUAUGGAAGAGCAUGAGAAAAACCGCUUGUGCAAAAGUGCCGAUUACAUGAACCUGCACUUUAAGGUCAAGUGGCUUUACAACGAGUACUGCAAAGACCUGCCUUUCUUCAAGAGCCGAGUGCCUGAAUAUCCGGCGUGGUUUGAGCCUUUCGUGAUUCAGUGGCUGGAUGAAAACGAGGAAGUAUCUCGGGACUUCCUGCACGGUGCUUUGGAGAGAGACAAGAAAGACGGGUUCCAGGUCACGUCCGAGCAUGCCUUGUUCUCCUGUUCUGUGGUGGACGUGUUUUCCCAGCUCAAUCAGAGCUUUGAGAUAAUCCGGAAACUCGAGUGUCCGGACCCGCAGAUCGUAGGGCACUAUAUGAAACGGUUUGCAAAGACCAUCAGCAAUGUGCUUCUCGCAUAUGCUGACAUCAUCUCCAAAUUGUUUGCCAACUACGUCACAAUGGAGAAAGUGCCCUGCAUCCUUAUUAACAACAUCCAACAGUUGAGGGUUCAGCUGGAGAAGAUGUUUGAGGCAAUGGGGGGGAAAGAUUUGUGUGUGGAGGCCAGCGACAUACUAAAAGACUUGCAGGUUAAACUCAACAACGUCAUGGAUGACCUCAGCAGAAUCUUUUCUGUCAGUUUCCAACCUCACAUUGAGGAGAACGUGAAGCAAAUGGGAGACAUCUUAGCUCAGGUAAAAGGAACGUCAAAUGUCGGGAAUGCCAGUAGCGUGGCACAGGAUGCUGACAACGUCCUGCAACCCAUCAUGGAGUUCCUGGACAGCAACCUGACUCUGUUUGCAAAGAUCUGUGAGAAAACGGUGCUGAAGCGUGUGUUGAAGGAGUUGUGGAAGCUGGUGAUGAACACCAUGGAGAAGACCAUCGUUCUGCCGCCACUUACAGACCAAACGGGCACUCAGCUCAUCUUCAAUGCUGCCAAAGAGCUGGGUCAGCUGUCCAAACUGAAGGAGCACAUGGUUCGGGAGGAGGCAAAGGCGCUCACGCCCAAGCAAUGUGCCGUCAUAGAACUGGCCCUGGACACCAUCAAGCAAUAUUUCCAUGCCGGGGGUGUUGGUCUGAAGAAGACUUUCUUGGAGAAGAGUCCUGAUCUGCUGUCCCUGCACUACGCCCUGUCCCUCUACACGCAGGCCACAGACAAACUUAUUAGGACCUUUGUCCAGUCCCAGAACGCACAAGGAUCUGGGGUGGACGAUGCUGUGGGAGAGGUGUCCAUCCACGUGGAAAUCUUCACUCACCCCAACACUGGCGAGCACAAGGUCACUGUGAAAGUGGUGGCCGCCAACGACCUGAGGUGGCAGACGCAGGGAAUAUUUCGACCUUUUGUGGAGGUUUUCAUUAUCGGCCCGCACCUGAGUGACAAGAAGAGAAAGUACGCCACCAAGUCCAAGAACAACAGCUGGGCGCCGAAAUACAACGAAACUUUCACUUUCACACUGAGCAGCGAGGUGGGCCCCGAGUGCUACGAGCUGCAGGUGUGCGUCAAGGACUACUGCUUCGCCCGCGAGGACCGCACGGUGGGCAUGGCGGUGCUGCAGCUGAAGGACGUGGCGUCCAAGGGCAGCGUGGCCUGCUGGCUGCCGCUGGGCAAGCGCAUCCACAUGGACGAGACGGGCCUGACCGUGCUGCGCAUCCUGUCGCAGCGCAACAACGACGACGUGGCCAAGGAGUUUGUCAAGCUCAAGUCGGACCAGCGCUCCGCCGAGGAGGGUCGCAGCUAAGCGGCUUUCUGAUGGGACCGCGACCACCUGGCAUUCCAGUGCUGUAAAUACAUUCAUUCCAGGAGGAGCACGUGAGUUCAUCACCACGGAAUAACAACGUUGGGUCGUCGUCACUCGUGCCGUUACACGCGUCCUAUUCGGCUGCACAGGGUGUCCAAUACUGAAACUUGUAGCCAUUUUCUCUCCCCUUCCCUUCUUUCUGAGGAAGCGCCUUCAGGUAGUGGAACAGAGCACACUGCCUGACACCCACAUUGCCUUCUGUCUCCUUCACCCUCGUCGUUGUGAUGACAAACAGACUGUGUGUGUGCGUGUGUGUGUGUGUUUUCUUCUUCAUGACAAAGUAUUACGGCCCUACUGAGAAGAACAACUAGUACAAUUGUGAACCAAGAAUAAAGUAAUGUUACGUGAGGUCUUAAUGUUGCACAAAAAAAAAUAGUCCUCUUUCAAGAAGAAAGUCUAAGUCUCAUUAGAAUAAAGUUGUAACAUGAUGCAACGUUAAAAUGCUACGCAAAAGAUUUGGACCUGGAAAAAAGUUUCUCAUAAGGAAAAUUACAGGGGGAAAAAAGGAAUUGAACAUAAAUUUUCUGAAACUCUCGUGGAAAAGAAUCUUAAUGUUUAAAGGCCUACUGAAAUGAGAUUUUGUUAUUUAAACGAGGAUAUUAGGUCCAUUUUAUGUGUCAUACUUGAUCAUUUCGCGAUAUUGCCAUAUUUUUGCUGAAAGGAUUUAGUAGAGAACAUCGACGUAUAAGUUUGCAACUUUUGGCCGCUAAUAGAAAAGCCCUGCCUUUACCGGAAGUAGCAGACGAUGUGCGCGUGACGUCACGGAUUGGAGGGCUCCUCACAUCCUCACAUUGUUUAUAAUGGGAGCCACCAGCAGUAAGAGCUAUUCGGACCGAGAAAGCGAUAAUUUCCCCAUUAAUUUGAGCGAGGAUGAAAGAUUUAUGAAUUACGAUAUUGAUAGUGAAGGACUAGGAAGAAGAAGAAAAAAAGCGACGGCUCCGGGCGGCGGCAGUGUGAGCAUUUCAGAUGUAAUUAGACACAUUUACUAGGAUAAUUCUGGAAGAUCCCCUAUCUGAUUAUUGUUUUAAUAGUAUUUUAGUGAGAUUCUAAAGACAUACCUCGAGGUCGGAUGGCUGCGGUGAACACCAGUGUCUCAGAGAGAAGCCGAGGAGCCAAGCUCACAGCUGCCUUUUUUGACAGCUACAGGAGGAAGUCCCAUAAUCCACUGAUUUCUCCGGUAAGACUUAAUAUCACAAUUUCCCCAUCCAAAAACAUGCUGGUUGACGCAGAGAAAAGAUGUUCGCUUGACCGCUCUGCUUCACAACAAACAAAGAAACACCGGCUGUGUCUCGGUGCUAAAGACAGCUGCAAUCCACCGCUUUCCGCCAACAGCAUUGUUCUUUAUUAGUCUCCAUUAUUAAAUGAACAAAUUGCAAAAGAUUCAGCAACAUAGAUGUCCAAAUUAAUGUGUAAUUACGCCUUGAACAGAGACGACUUUUAGCCGUGUUUGGUGCAGCGCUAAUAUGUCCCCUCCAACACGUGACGUCACGCGUACGCGUCGACAUUCCGCGAUGUUUUCAACAAGAAACUCGCGGGAAAUUUAAAAUUGCAAUUUAGUAAACUAAAAAGGCCGUAUUGGCAUGUGUUGCAAUGUUAAUAUUUCAUCAUUGAUAUAUAAACUAUCAGACUGAGUGGUCGGUAGUAGUGGGUUUCAGUAGGCCUUUAAUGAAACGUAACUGUCGUAAAGUUAUGAGAAUAAAUUAUAUAAUUAUUUUUUAGAAUACAUUUGUAAUGUUACGCAAAAAAAGUUGUAACUUGUUGAGAAUAAAGUCGUAUUGUUGUGCGAACAACGUAACGUUAUAAGAAUAAACUCAGUCCCACACAAAAAAGUUGUAAUUUGUUAAGAAUAAUGUUAAGCAAAAAAAGUAACCUUUUGAGAAUAAAGUUGCAAUGUUAUGCGAAAAAGGUUGUAACUUUUGGCAAUAAAGUCGUAACAUUAUCCAGAAAAAAAAGUUGUGACUUGUUGAGAAAAAAGUCGUAACUUUAUGAGAAGAAAGUUCUAACUUUUUGAGAAUAAUCACAAUGUUAAGCAAAAAAUGUAACUUGUUGAGAAUAAAGUUGUAACAUUAUGCUAAAAAGUUGCAACUUUUUGAGAUUAAAGUCGUAGCGAUAUGCAAACAAAGUUGUAACUUAUUAAGAAUAAAGUAGUACUGUUAAGCGAAAAAGGUUGUAACAUGCAAAAAAAAAGUUGUAACUUUUUGAAGAUGAAGUUGUAUUGUUAUGCGAAAAAAGUUGUAACUUUUGGGAAUAAAGUUGUAACAUUAUACAGAAAAAAAAAGUUGUAACUAAG